Messenger RNA from Geodia barretti, 541 nucleotides. Lineage: Eukaryota; Metazoa; Porifera; Demospongiae; Tetractinellida; Geodiidae. The record is from the annotation of a GenBank genome assembly.
UCGCUCGCAUCGCUACGGCUCGUUUUCGAAGUGAAUAAUGGGUGACCGCAGUGAUAAGGUAUUCAACGACCCAGUUCAUGGUCACAUUGAACUUCAUCCACUGAUGGUAAGGUUCAUAGACACUCCUCAGUUCCAGAGACUUCGCUAUAUCAAGCAACUCGGACAUGGUCCGUUUUCUCAUGUUUUUGAUGGAAAGUUCAUUCCAAGGGUGUUGCCUAAAAGCAAAUGGAAGCAUGAAGUUGCCUCAGUGAUGAUGCUGCGCCACCUCAUAAAGGAGAAUGAUCUGAUGAAGGUGAUGGAGAAAGACUAUCGUCUGGACGAGAAUGACGUGAUCUUCAUUGAGGAGCUGAUUGUAGGACCUGGCAAGGAUGAAAAAAAUGAAACUCCCACAACUCCCACACGACAUGACUGGGAAUACAAAGGAAGACCAGUGUCGAAGAGCUUUCUCUAUGAGAUCGUAGCCAACAAGGGACAGAGUAGCGUGGACAAGUGGGACUACUUUGCCCGGGACUGCCACAUCUUGGAAUUCCAACAGCUUUGA